This is a messenger RNA of Drosophila busckii, 805 nucleotides long. RefSeq lists its product as uncharacterized. NCBI's taxonomy places the organism in Eukaryota, Metazoa, Arthropoda, Insecta, Diptera, Drosophilidae. The transcript has 3 exons. Bases 25 to 402 code for a protein of 125 amino acids. The record is from RefSeq and is a predicted model, not a curated record.
UUUUGUUUUUUUUUUUUUUUUGCGAUGACCAUACCACUACGCAGUGCGGUUGUCUAUGUCUUUGGAGUGCCAAUGCUAUUGCUUUUAACACUACUUUGUGCCGCAGCAAACGCUGAUCUCGGCUAUCGCGCCAAUGCCGUGCAUCCAGAUUAUCCUGGACAAUGCUACUAUGAAGAACUGAAACAGCCCAUACCUAAAUAUCAGUCAUAUAAGCCUAUCAAUCGAGAAGAUCAAUGCAAAGCCUUUUAUUGCCGACCCGACUUUGUGCUAGAAAUUAGCUACUGUGGACGUCAUAAUUUAAUACCCACCAAGAAUUGCAAAAUAUACUCCGAUAUGCGUCGAACAUUUCCCCACUGCUGUCCCAAGCUGUUAUGCCAAGAACCGGAAACGAAUGACAUUUAGUUAAAAAAUAAUAAAAAAAAAAAAAAAUCAGCUUAUGGAUGAACAAAACAAUAAAAAAAAAACUGUGCUAAUUUCUUGGGAUUGUUUUAAGCAGCUGUUGCUUAAGAAUAUGUUUAAAAGCUAUUUUUAGAAAGCAGCUAUAAUAAUGCAUUUAAAUCAGUUGAAACUAUUUGUCAAUAUGUUUUUUGAAUGGCAUAAGAAUAACGAAAAAUUAUAUCAUUAUAAUUGCUUAAGUUUUACAUUGGCCCGGUCUUACAGUUGAUAAAAUUACAUAAGCUUUAUUAUAAAUAAAAACAGCUUAGGCUCAAGAUAUAAUACUAAAAUAGCACAAACAUAUAUCGCUGUCCUCAAUAAACACAAACAAUAACUGCAAAGUAAACAAUUUUAUCAUAAUUCUAUUUAC